CGAGAAGACCGUGCGGAAUUAAAGUCAAAACUCCAGUCGUUUAGUUUGCGUACAGAGAAAAGAAGAGCAAAAACUUGAUCUGAAAAGUUCCCAUCGUGGAACUGUAUUAGGCAGCGCUUGCGUAAAUCUACCAAGAUUUUACAGUUGUCAUAUUUUUAUACCGAUGAUUAUAUAAAUGCGGUGGCGACGAAAAGAAGUGCAGCACGUUAAGCGGCAGAGGAAUUAGUAUUUUGUCAGGCUAAUAUCUUCAGUGUGGCGACAGUUCAGAGGGGGAUUGCAUUGGGGACGCAGUGGACAUCCAGCGAGGAAAUACCACAACUUUGACCAUCAGUGGUGGUUUUAAAGAUUUUUUUUUUUUUUUUACCAUCGGCUUGGUCUUCGGCUGGUCGUUGAUUAAGUUGCCCGGUAAAGUGAAGCCACGCCGGGGAAAGGCACAGAGCGACGGCCGCUGCUCUCCGGCUAGCUCGCCUGCUGCUUCUGUUUCUCGGACCGAGGCCUUGCUGGAAAGGCGACAAUGCUUGACAUAAUGUCUGAGCACCAAGAUUCACUGUUGACGUGCAAAACGGAACCCUUGCCCCCCGAGAGGAAAAAGAGGACUGUUGAGGACUUCAACAAGUUCUGCAGCUUUGUCUUGGCUUAUGCAGGUUACAUCCCCAGUCCAAAAGAGGAAAGUUCAUGGUCUCCAACAUCGUCCAGCUCUGCACACAGUUCAGGGUUGUCAGCAGAUGGAGGUGGGGGCGGAGGCAGCAGCUCCAUGGGGAACACAUGGGGAGAUGGAAGCUCUGACAUCCACACCAUCCACACAUUUGUCCGCAAAGCACGAGCAAAUAAGGGCAAAAACAUCCGCCGUAUGCACUCUGACAGCUCUCUGCUGGACAAAAUGCGUCUUAAAGACUCCCUUUACGAGACCCAGGCCAGCGCUAAAGCAGAGCGCAAAAAGGAAAAAAAACUGAAAAAGCUGUCACUGGGCUCUGCCAUGACGGCGGCUGACAGCGGCAGCAGCGAAGGUGAGAAGAGAGCGCGCAUCAAGCGCAGCAAAAACUCAAAACAGCCAAAAGCCAAGAAGCUGAAGAGCUCGGCCGGCCAGAGCGAGACAGACUCAGAGGCACGGCACUCGGAGGUACGAAGCGUCCGAGAUGAGCUGGCGACGCAUGGCGGCACCACGCCGACCGCACAGGGGCUGCCGAAGACGCCGCCCGAUGAGUCCAUCAGGGACGCAGAGAUGAGCUCAAGUGAGGGCGAGACCUGGAUUGCAGACGAAGACAUUAUGGUGGAGUCAGGUGACGACUCGUGGGACCUGAUCACCUGUUACUGUGGGAAGCCGUUUGCCGGGCGGCCCAUGAUCGAGUGCAACCAGUGCAGCAUCUGGGUUCACUUGUCAUGCGCCAAAAUCAAGAAAUCCAACGUCCCCGACAUCUUUUACUGCCACAAGUGCAGGGACUUGCGGAGGUCGGGAGGACACAAAAAAGACACCUAGAGACAUAUCCGCUGGAAACUCGUUUUCGUUAAUGCCUACAGCCAAAACAGCCUGAAUUAUCAUCUAGACGGCAACAUCAACAGUGUAGGAUUUUUUUUGUUGUUGUUUUGUUUUUUUUGACAAUCACAACCAUUCUUAUUUAUCCCCCACUUUUUAAACCCUUUUUUUUUUUUUUUGCUGCAGAGAAUCUAGAUCUGAUGUGAAAUGAUUCCUACAGCGAUGUGCAUAUAUUCACCUGAAUCUCAUGAGCUUCGAGUGCAUCGGGUAGAUUUUUUUCCUCCCAAGAUAUUGACAAAUCAGUGAAAAUUUCCUCUAAUCUUACCCCUGAUUUUCAGUUUGGAAAACUGUUCAAUCAAUGCAAGUUUUAAACUAAAUGUGUUAUUUAAGAGGCAGAAAUGUCACUCCUGUUUGUUUCAGAGUUUGUCAUGAUGCGAGAUGGGCAGCUUGUUUUAUUUUGAUCGUAUUUCGGCGCUUUCUCUGUUGUUUUUCGACCUAGAUCUCACUCCGUCUUACAGUAACUGAUCUUCAAAUCCAGCUGCCAGUCGAUUUGUCUGCGUCUAAAUUACUAAAUUUGAUCUUGCGCACAUGACUCUCUGAGCUUUGUAAAACCCAAACCCCAUUUCAGCUGGUUCUGGGAAUCUGGAUUACAGCCCAUCAAAUCCGCACUUAACGUUCCUCCCUAUCAGGCUCCAUUCACCACGUUUUUAUUUCAGCUGCUCUUAAAUUUAGCUUUGUUUUGUUUAGUUUUUUUGUUUCACGCUGUCCAUCAAAACUUUCUUCUGAUGAGAGCAGAGUACAGCAGCUACAAGACGAACGGUUCGGCUUUGAGGCUCAUUUCUGAAUGGUUGUAAAAUAUUUGUUUUCUAUUUCACAUACCUGUUUAUUUCUUAGCUGUCUGAACAGCGGGAGUAGAGACGCACCCGCCGUCGGAGAAUGGACGUAAAGAUUGUCUCACAUCGAGAACAAAGUCGUAGUGUACAGAAGACAUGUUGACGCCACGUAGGUUGUGGCACUUGUCUGUUUUUGGUUUUACCAUGUGCUCUUUAUUUUUUAUUUUUUGUUUGUUGUUUUCGUUUGUUUUUUUGUUUUUGUUUUUUUGUGCUGGUGGGAGAGUCUCGAUACGUCUCCGGUAGCAGUUGCACUCUCUCUACAACUUCAAUUCUGUGUACAUAUCCUGUCCUUUGACAACUGUACAUAUGUGAAAGUGAAGAGAGGAAAUACCCAAGCAAAUUCUAUAUUUUCUGCAGUCUGAUAUUGUUCUUUAAUUGUAGCUUGAAAAAUAAAACUCUUUGGGGACAUAA
Molecule: messenger RNA, 2778 nt
Organism: Sphaeramia orbicularis (orbiculate cardinalfish)
Lineage: Eukaryota; Metazoa; Chordata; Actinopteri; Kurtiformes; Apogonidae
Gene: phf23b
Product: PHD finger protein 23b
Exons: 5
Coding region: 515-1477 (320 amino acids)
Biological process (GO): negative regulation of autophagosome assembly; negative regulation of autophagosome maturation; positive regulation of protein ubiquitination
Cellular component (GO): nucleus
Source: RefSeq, a predicted model, not a curated record